This is a messenger RNA of Harmonia axyridis, 11025 nucleotides long. It is a transcript of the gene rg, whose product is annotated as neurobeachin. NCBI's taxonomy places the organism in Eukaryota, Metazoa, Arthropoda, Insecta, Coleoptera, Coccinellidae. Bases 16 to 9621 code for a protein of 3201 amino acids. The transcript is spliced from 44 exons. The record is from RefSeq and is a predicted model, not a curated record. Gene Ontology annotation, biological process: intracellular protein localization. Gene Ontology annotation, cellular component: membrane; cytosol. Gene Ontology annotation, molecular function: protein kinase binding.
UCACGUUCUCCUGACAUGGACUCAUUAGAGCGGCUCAUCAGCGCCGCCAAGCCGAUGCCUAGGGUAUUGGCGGCAACUGGUACGUCAUUGCCUAGGAGGGCCCUGGUGCAUGCCAGCUUGGCAACGUCGGCUGCUGUGGGCAGAAGGGGUAGACAUUUGACCGGCACGUUUUGCCUGACUGGGGAUACUAUGGAGGGUAUAAUACAGUGCUUGGUGUUCUUGAAGGCCUUCUGGCUCGUCGGCGGUGAAUUUGAUAUGGAGUUGAACUUCGUGAUACAGGAUGCUCAGAAUAUCAGGCACAUGCUCGAACUUUUGGAUCACUGUCCACCAAAUCUGCAGGCCGAAAUAUGGAGCGUUUUCAUCGCCAUCUUGAGGAAAAGCGUCCGGAAUCUACAAGCCUGCACUGACGUGGGCCUGAUAGAACAUGUUCUCAAAAGACUCAGGAAUGCGGACGUCGUGGUUGCCGAUCUACUGAUUGAAAUGUUGGGUGUCCUGGCAAGCUAUAGCAUCACUGUAAAAGAACUGAAACUACUUUUUGGAGCCAUGAAGGCUGUGAAUGCAAAAUGGCCCCGUCACUCCGCCAAACUACUGAACGUGCUCCGUCAGAUGCCCCAGAGGAGCGGUCCAGAUGUUUUUUUCAGUUUUCCAGGACGCAAGGGAUCGGCGGUUGUGUUACCUCCAUUAGCGAAAUGGCCUUAUGAAAAUGGAUUCACCUUCACAACCUGGUUCAGAUUAGACCCAAUCAAUUCAGUUAAUAUAGAGAGGGAGAAGCCUUAUUUAUAUUGUUUUAAAACUAGUAAAGGUGUAGGAUAUACAGCUCAUUUUGUAGGAAAUUGUUUAGUUUUAACCUCUAUGAAAAUUAAGGGCAAAGGUUUUCAGCACUGUGUCAAAUACGAAUUCCAACCAAGAAAGUGGUACAUGCUUGCAAUAGUUUAUAUAUAUAAUAGAUGGACAAAGAGUGAGAUAAAAUGUUUAGUCAAUGGUCAAUUAGCUUCAAGCACAGAUAUGGCUUGGUUUGUUUCUACGAACGAUCCUUUUGAUAAGUGUUAUAUUGGUGCCACGCCUGAAUUGGACGAAGAGAGAGUUUUUUGCGGUCAGAUGUCUGCCAUAUAUUUGUUCAGUGAAGCACUAACAACGCAACAAAUUUGCGCUAUGCAUAGGUUAGGUCCAGGAUAUAAGAGUCAGUUUCGUUUUGAUAACGAAUGUAAUAUUAAUUUGCCUGACAAUCACAAAAGGGUGAGUGAUAAUGACCAAUCAUCUAGCAUGCCGUUGACUGCAGUGGAUGCACGUACCGUUUUAUAUGACGGUAAACUUUCCAGUGCUAUAGUUUUUAUGUACAACCCAGUUGCCACAGAUAGUCAGUUAUGUUUACAAUCAGCACCUAAGGGCAAUCUAUCUUAUUUUGUACACACCCCUCAUGCUCUUAUGUUACAAGACGUGAAAGCUGUGAUAACACAUUCAAUCCACAGCACUCUUAAUUCCAUCGGAGGUAUUCAAGUAUUGUUCCCGCUUUUCUCCCAAUUGGACCUGCCUUACGAGUUGAACUCUGCCUCAGACUUCAAACGUGAUCCAACUCUAUGCUCAAAGCUUCUGGGGUUUAUUUGCGAACUGGUGGAGACAUCUCAAACAGUCCAACAGCACAUGAUACAGAACCGUGGAUUCUUAGUGAUAAGUUUCAUGCUGCAAAGGUCUUCUAGAGAUCAUCUAACUGUUGAUGUACUCGGUUCAUUCCUCAGCUUAACUAAGUAUCUUGUUACAUGCCUCAGUGCCAAUAGCGAGCUCUUGCUCAAACAGUUGUUUUGCUUUUCAUUUCUGACCUGGCAGCUGUUGGACCACGUGCUGUUCAACCCAGCACUCUGGAUAUACACACCGGCUCCUGUCCAGACGAAACUGUACUCCUAUCUGGCCACAGAGUUUCUGUCGGACACACAGAUCUACUCGAACGUGAGAAGGGUUUCGACGGUUCUGCAGACUGUACACACGCUCAAGUACUAUUACUGGGUGACAAAUCCGAGGAAUAAGAGUGGGAUAAUACCGAAGGGUUUGGAUGGCCCUAGGCCUGCCCAGAAAGACAUUUUGGCAAUUCGGGCAUAUAUACUACUCUUCCUGAAACAACUUAUAAUGGUUGGAAAUGGUGUGAAAGAUGACGAAUUGCAAAGCAUACUGAAUUACUUAACUACAAUCCACGAAGAUGAAAAUCUUCACGACGUACUCCAGAUGCUGAUAUCUCUGAUGUCGGAACACCCAUCCUCUAUGGUUCCUGCAUUCGACGCUAAAUUUGGAGUGCGCUGUAUCUUCAAACUCCUUGCUUCCGAAAGUCAAUUAAUACGAUUACAAGCUCUGAAAUUGCUGGGAUUUUUCCUCAGCAGGAGCACCCACAAGAGGAAAUACGACGUUAUGAGUCCCCACAACCUCUACACGCUCCUUGCCGAAAGGCUUUUACUGAACGAAGAUAGUCUGUCAUUACCGACAUACAACGUGCUGUUCGAAAUUAUGACGGAGCACAUCAGCCAGCAGAUUUUGUACACGAGACAUCCUGAACCCGAAUCACAUUUCAGACUUGAAAAUCCCAUGAUUCUCAAAGUUGUUGCCACACUGGUGCGUCAAUCGAAGCAAGACGAGCAGUUGUUGGAGGUCAAGAAACUGUUCCUGUCAGAUAUGACGCUUCUCUGUAACAACAACAGGGAAAAUAGGAGAACUGUUCUGCAAAUGUCGGUUUGGCAGGAAUGGCUCAUCGCGAUGGCUUACAUCCAUCCCAAGAACACCGAAGAACAGAAACUGUCAGACAUGGUUUAUUCUCUAUUCAGGAUGCUCCUACACCAUGCUAUCAAGUAUGAGUAUGGAGGCUGGAGAGUAUGGGUGGAUACACUCGCCAUAGUGCAUUCGAAGGUUUCCUAUGAAGAAUUCAAGCUUCAGUUCGCCCAGAUGUACGAGCACUAUGAACGCCAUCGUGCCGACAACAUAACCGAUCCCUUGGUGAGGCAGCAGCAUCCGAUUAGCACCAUUUCUGGAUGGGAAAAUCAGACGCAGGCUAUAGCGAACGGUUGCCCAGAAGAUCCCGAUGAAAGAUGGAAUGGUAGAGGAAACAUGCGCGAAAUCGCACAUGGUAAUGAUAAGUCUGAUCAUCACUGUAACUGCGACUACAACAUGUCAGAAGAUAGUCCCAUGUCUUACACUGCGAAACACGAGGAUAGUGAAGGUGUUAGUUUAGACUCGAGGACUAGUGAUCUUUAUAGUGAUGUUAAAGUAGGCAAAGAUUCACCUUAUUCCAUGGACUCGCCGUUGAAAUCGCAGAUAGCUGAGAGCACACCCGAGCCUUGUGAAUAUCAGAUGGUGGUGUGCAAUGGUCUGCAUACCGGAAGUAGUUCUAGUUUCGGAUCUCCUGCGAAGAAUGCUGAAGAAAUGGAAUCGACAGAGAUUAUAACUGAAAUUGUGGAAGAAAUAAUAAGAAAGUCUGAGAAACUCUUGGAAGACUGUGAUGAAGACCUUGAAAAUUCAAAAGUUCCCCCUUCUAUUUUGUCUAAGGAAGAAAUACAUCAAGCUGUAAAUGAAAUCGUUGAAAGCAUUGUCGACUCUGUUAAAGAAGAUGAGGAGGCUAACAUGGAGUCCACGCUGACGCAAGAUCAAGAGGAUGAAGAGAGAAAUGAUAAAUCCAUCGUUUCCCAGCAAAGCAUUCAGAGUAUUGAAGAUACAGGCUCGCCAACAAGUCCGGAAAGAGAUAUACUCGACAGUGAUUUGUCAGAGAGAUAUCAAACUCCUACUGAUUAUGAUGAAUUUGUUGAAGUCGCUACCAGUGGGUCGCCAAUCAAAGUUAUAUCUAUUGAAGAUAAGAAGGAAGAUGAAAUAGUGAAGGCUGAAAAAGAAGAAGAGAGUAACCAUGAUGAAGGAAUCUCAACUGAUUCAAAUGAAGACCAGAAGUUGUCAGAGGAAGAGGCUGCUCAAAAGAAGGCUUCAGAGGAGAAUAUUUCCGAGGAGAAGGCAUCCAAAGAGAGCUCCGAAGUGUUUCAUGAAGCAAAAUCCGAUUCUCCCACCCCUGAGAUUGUCCCAGAUAUUCAAGAGGAAGUCGAAAACGUUAAUCCAACUGAAGGCGUUGAAGGUGAUGUGAGAAUCGAUGAACCGAACGAAUCCACCAUUAGUGAACAUCUAGAAACUGAAAACAGAAAGUCCGAAACUGUGCCAAUUUUCGAAAAUAGUGCUGUGUCUGUAGAAUUAGAACCGUCCAAUAUUAAUUCUAGUCUAAAUAAUGAAUUACCUGAAAACAUUCCUAAUGAAACAAGUGAACUGAAAUCUUCUGAAAACAAUGUCGUUAAAAGUACUGAAGAUGACUCGCAGAAAGAUGAGGACAGUGAAGUGCCUUCAGUUGAAAGCAUUCCAACGAUUUCGAAAAUCUGUGAUCCUAGUUACGAUGUCGAAAAUAAUUCUUCUCCUAGUUUUCCAAACCCCAGUGGGAGUGAAAAGGUGACCGAAGUUGAUGCGUCAACCCAAAAUGAUACAACAGUGCCUCUAGAAGAACCCAAACGAAGAGUCAGCCUACCUAGCAACCACUUAGACAGCCAAAGUAAUGAUACAAUUAAUGAAUGUUCGGAAGAGAGACGACCAAGAAGUGCGUCAACUUCAACCCAGGUGGAUCCAAAUCAUUUUGGAGGUAAUAAAUACGCUAAAUCCAACUCUACCUCAUCGAGGCCUAUGUUCAGCCCUGGACCGACUAGACCUCCUUUCAGGAUACCAGAGUUCAAAUGGUCGUACAUACACCAGAGACUUCUAUCGGACGUCCUCUUCUCCUUAGAGACCGACAUCCAAGUCUGGCGCAGUCAUUCAACCAAGUCUGUGCUUGACUUCGUUAACAGCACUGAUAACGCCAUAUUUGUUGUGAAUACCGUACAUUUGAUAUCGCAACUUGCGGACAACUUGAUCAUAGCUUGUGGGGGAUUGCUGCCAUUAUUAGCUUCUGCGACGUCUCCGAAUAGUGAACUCGAUGUGAUAGAGCCUACUCAAGGCAUGCCUAUUGAAGUAGCAGUAUCGUUCCUUCAAAGACUUGUCAAUAUGGCUGAUGUACUUAUAUUCGCUAGUUCCUUGAACUUCGGGGAGCUUGAGUCAGAGAAAAAUAUGUCAAGUGGAGGAAUUUUGAGGCAGUGUUUGAGACUGGUUUGCACUUGCGCAGUGCGAAAUUGUUUGGAGUGCAAAGAGAGAAGCCGACCGCACCUAUCACUUGCACCUGCCUCCAUUAAUGCCAGUCACAAAGCUGCACACCUCCAGUCUUUCAUUCGGGGUGUACAGAAUUCACCCAAGAAUGUCGCUGACAACUUGUCGAAUAAUUCAACACCUGUGAAGGAUCCGGAGAAGCUCCUUCAAGACAUGGAUGUCAACAGGUUGAGAGCAGUCAUAUACAGAGACGUGGAAGAAACGAAGCAGGCCCAAUUCCUAUCGUUAGCUAUAGUCUAUUUCAUAUCUGUGUUGAUGGUAUCCAAGUACAGGGACAUCCUCGAACCACCAGUUUCGAUAAGGGUUGCAACACCACCUGUACCUGCCAAAAGCAACGGAACAUCACAUCACUCCAAUAGUCCACAAGGAGGGAGUGCCAGACCUCUUUUUCCUCAAUGGUCCCACCACGUCUACCCCCAAUUCCUACCAGGUAGCCACCCCAACGCAAUUCCUCACCACACCUAUAUCCGCCACCGUCAUUCCUACAUGAAACAUCAACACUACCAACAUAACCUGAAUAACAAUCACCAUUCCCACCACCAUAACCACAAAAUCGACCACCGCUAUCACCGAAACUCAAUAGCUAGCCAUCCAGCUACAAGGUCUAUACACAACCAGACACAAGAAGACACCGACUAUGAAGUUAUCACUGCCUAUGUCAUGGAUGAUAACCAUUCCAUGAGCCAAGAAAAUGAACUCCACUCGGGUCCUGCAUCGAUGAAGACCAGCACUACCGUAAGGCAAAGGCCGCCUGUUAAGGGAUAUGGGUUUUCUGUAGAUUACUCUUUGGAUGGAAUAAGGCAUGCAAGGUCUCGUGAUCAUGCUCGUUUUAAUACUAAGAGCACCGAUUCAGUGGAAGAAAUAAAUUCUGAAAAUUCAGCGGAUCUCAACAACAUGGGAUCACAAAACGAAAUCACUAUACCAGAUAACAAAACACUGUCAAACGAUGAGAACUGGACAGAUAUUAAUCUAAACGAAGAUAGUGAAUCGAAAGAUGAUUCGCGCAAUAUGCAGAAUAUGGCUCAUUCUCAUCCAGGUCUAGUGGACAUCGAAGGAAAUAUAAAAGAUAAACAUCAUUCCGAAAUCUCAGUGGUCCAAAUACCGCAUGACGUCAUCCAGAACUCCAGCCAAAUCAGAGAAGAUGACCUUCCCAUGAACAGUAUCGUAGAACAUAUAUCCAUUCCAACACCAUCUAGAGAAGCAUCCCUCACCCAAAAACUAGAGAUGGCACUCGGAUCUGUAUGUCCCCUGCUCAGGGAGAUAAUGGUGGAUUUUGCGCCCUUCCUAUCGAAGACAUUGGUUGGGUCACACGGUCAGGAACUUCUGAUGGAAGGAAAAGGUCUCACCACUUUUAAGAACAGCAAUUCUGUUGUCGAAUUGGUCAUGCUGUUAUGUUCCCAAGAGUGGCAGAACUCGUUACAAAAGCACGCUGGUUUGGCCUUCAUAGAACUGAUCAAUGAGGGUAGACUGCUAUCUCAUGCAAUGAAAGAUCACAUUGUUCGUGUGGCCAAUGAGGCUGAAUUCAUCCUGAACAGGAUGAGAGCUGAUGAUGUUUUGAAACACGCAGAUUUUGAAAGUCAAUGUGCUCAGUCAUUAUUAGACAGAAAGGAAGAAGAGAGGAUGUGUGAUCACCUCAUAACUGCAGCUAGAAGAAGAGACAAUGUUAUAGCAAGUCGUCUUCUCGAAAAGGUCAGAAACAUCAUGUCCAAUAAGCAUGGUGCUUGGGGUUAUAUUGACCCUUCAUCUCCUAGGAUAACCGAAUUUUGGAAACUGGAUGCUUGGGAAGAUGAUGCCAGAAGGAGAAAGAGGUUCGUCCAUAACCCCUUAGGUACGUCACAUCCAGAAGCUAGUUUGAAGGCAGCAAUCGAGCAUGGAGCCCCCGAAGACGCUAUAUUGCAAGCUAGAGAAGAGUUCCAUGCUCACUUGGCAGCAACGAGGAGUCAUCAGAAUGUUCAAAAUACGGACUUGAUGGACGAUAGUGAACUACUGCUAGAUGACAGAGAAUUAGAUAAUGAUUUAACGGGACCUGUGAAUAUAAGUACCAAAGCUAAGCUUAUUGCUCCUGGUGUGGUGGCGCCUGGAAUAGUCUCCAUCACUUCUACAGAACUGUACUUCGAGGUUGACGAGGAGGACGAGAUAUUCAAGAAGGUCGAUUCAGAGGUCUUGAAAUACUGUGACCACUUACAUGGCAAGUGGUAUUUCUCUGAGGUACGAGCUAUAUUCUCCCGAAGAUACUUGCUGCAAAAUGUGGCAAUUGAAAUAUUCUUGGCUAGUCGAACCUCGAUUAUGUUCGCCUUCCCAGACCAAGCCACCGUGAAGAAAGUCAUAAAGGCGUUGCCGAGAGUGGGAGUUGGAAUCAAAUAUGGAAUACCACAAACCAGAAGAGCCAGUAUGAUGUCCCCAAGGCAGUUGAUGAGGAACUCCAACAUGACUCAAAAGUGGCAGCGUCGAGAAAUAUCAAAUUUCGAAUAUUUGAUGUUUUUGAACACCAUUGCAGGGAGGACAUACAAUGACCUGAAUCAGUAUCCAGUUUUUCCUUGGGUGCUCACCAACUACGACUCCAAGGAUCUAGACUUGAGUCAACCUAGCAACUACAGGGAUCUAUCCAAACCUAUUGGAGCGUUGAACCCCAACAGAAGAAUUUAUUUCGAAGACAGAUAUUCCUCAUGGGAACAUGACAGCAUACCUCCGUUUCACUACGGAACCCACUAUAGCACCGCCGCCUUUGUGUUCAACUGGCUCAUUCGAUUGGAACCGUUCACCACGAUGUUCUUGGCCCUCCAAGGAGGAAAAUUCGACUACCCCAACCGACUGUUUUCUUCGAUCAGUCUUUCAUGGAAAAACUGCCAAAGAGAUACCUCCGACGUCAAAGAACUCAUUCCAGAAUUCUACUUCCUACCAGAAAUGUUUGUCAAUUCAAACAAAUACCGACUGGGAGUUACCGAAGAUGGUAAACCUAUAAGUGAUGUUGAAUUACCUCCGUGGGCGAAGACACCAGAAGAGUUUGUGAGGAUAAAUAGAAUGGCACUAGAAUCUGAAUUUGUCUCAUGUCAAUUACACCAGUGGAUUGAUCUCAUCUUCGGCUACAAGCAGAGAGGUCCUGAAGCUAUUAGAGCCACCAACGUGUUCUACUACCUAACCUAUGAAGGAAGCGUGGAUCUAGACGCUAUCCAAGAUAAAGUCAUGAAAGAAGCGGUGGAAAACCAAAUCAAAAACUUUGGGCAGACACCAAGUCAACUUCUCAUGGAACCACAUCCGCCAAGAAGUUCUGCUAUGCAUUUGUCGCCCAUGAUGUUCUCCAGUAUUCCGGAUGAUGUCUGUAUGACCAUGAAGUUCCUGUCAAAUAGUCCUGUGGUCCACAUCUCUGCCAAUACAUAUCCCCAGUUACCGAACCCAUCAGUGGUCACUGUCACCAUGCAUCAGCAGUUUGCUGUCAACCGCUGGAACUCUGGAUAUGCAGCAGUAGCACAGUCGCCUAGUUUUGCAGAUACGCCUCAAAAUCAAAGCGUCAACUUACCACUGUCAAUGGACCCAGUUCUAUCCCAAACUACAACCAAUGCCAAUGCCAACCAGAUGCUACGUCGGCAUCUGGGCGACAACUUCAGCCAGAACCUUAAAAUUCGUUCCAAUUGUUUCGUUACGACGGUAGAUUCCAAAUUCGUGAUAGCCUGCGGUUUCUGGGACAACAGUUUCAGGGUCUUCUCCACGGACACGGCCAAAAUUAUCCAGAUCAUAUUCGGACACUACGGCGUAGUGACUUGUCUUUCCCGGUCGGAAUGCAACAUAACCUCAGACUGUUACAUUGCUUCCGGUUCGGCCGAUUGUACAGUUCUAUUGUGGCACUGGAACGCAAGGACUCAGAACAUAGUUGGCGAAGGGGAAGUACCGACACCGAGAGCUACGCUUACCGGACACGAACAGCCUGUAUCCAGCGUUGUCAUAUCGGCGGAACUCGGAUUGGUUGUUUCUGGCUCUUAUAAUGGACCAGUAUUAGUGCACACAACUUUCGGAGACUUACUCCGUUGCCUUGAUCCUCCCAGUGGAUUCAAUUCUCCAGAAAAUAUUACCAUGUCCCGUGAGGGAGUGAUCGUAGUUAACUACGAGAAAGGAAACAUUGCUGCGUUCACUAUAAAUGGAAAACGUCUUAGACAUGAAUCACAUAACGACAAUAUACAGUGUCUUUUACUGAGCCGAGAUGGAGAAUACCUUAUGACAGGUGGAGAUAAAGGAAUAGUAGAAGUGUGGCGUACUUUCAAUUUGGCCCUGUUAUAUGCCUUCCCAGCAUGUGAUAGUAGUGUUAGGUCUCUUGCUUUAUCACAUGAUCAGAAAUUUUUGUUGGCUGGUCUGGCUCUCGGUUCAUUGGUUGUAUUCCACAUUGAUUUCAACAGGUGGCAUCAUGAAUUUCAACAACGUUACUGAUUAGACUGGAGCGGUUACUUAACGAAGGAUUAUAAAAUAAUGCUCUUUCAGGAGAAUUGUACUUAAUGCUUUUCUUUAUCUUAUUAACUUAGUAUUUUUUCCGAUUUUAAUCUAAUGUUUUUUCUGAAGUGAAUAAAAGUAUUAGCAUUGGCUUUCGCGAUGAAAUAAAAUUAAAUCACAGCUUUUAGGUAAAUGAAUCUCUAAAAUAAUUGGAGUUGAAUUCGUAUGCUCAAUUUGCUGGAAUAUGAAAAUUUUCUUCACUUCAUUAAAAACUCUCCCAGUUAUGUAGUAGGGUAGGUUCAAAUGACGUUACUUUUUGUGCAAUACACACAUUAUUUAACGAAAAAACUUAAAAUUAGAAAUUGUUCACUUGUUAACUGAAAAAUUUUUAGGUAUAGUUACAUUGAUAUUUUUCAGGUCACUGCAUUUUUUUCUAAGAAUUUAAUCGUAGUAACUAGUUCUAUAUAUUUCAUUUUUUACCCGGAUUGUAUUAGCCAGAUGGUUUUUGUAUUGAUUUGUGAAAUCUAUUCCUUCAUGUAUUUUAAAGUAUCUGGAAGUCACGUAUAUAAUAUAAUAAACGAGUCACAUGAAUUCUGAAAGUGAAUUUCUCCCAAAGGUAAUUGAAUUUCUUGUUUUCGAUGUUAAAUGUAAUGAUUUUGACUUCCAGGUAAUUUUCGAAGUGAUUUUAUUGAAAUAAGAAUUCAAGGAAAAGAGCACAUUUUGCUUAAUGCUUGCACAUCCAAGAAAUUCUGCAAGUUGUUGUUGAACUUUCUGUGAUAAUAUGAGAAUCAUCUACAUUUUUUUCAACUCUGCACCACUCCCUCUGAUUUUAACUUCACAGAAACUUUAGUUAUGAAAGUCAACAUUACUUUAAACCUCUAAUGAAAGUAAGGGUUAUAUUGUUUCUGCAACAAUUAAUUUACACAAAGAAUCACACCACAAGAGUUCAUAUUAAACUAAUGAUGGAUUUAUGUACUUAAAUUGAAAACUUCAAUAGCAAUGUAUUUUAUUUACAGUAAAAUUUGUAAGUUGAUUCCCAUAGUAUUUAAAGAAAUGAUAAUUCCAAUCGCAGCACAUUCGGUUGAAUUUCUAACAGGUUUUAGCCGAAUUCACUUGUGCUUUUUUAAAACAUUCCCUCCAAGCAUGUGUAUUAUAUAAUUAUAUAUUGCAAUCUGUCCAUUUAAGAAAUCAAACACUUGUAAAUAAAAAGGAAGGUUGUUUUAUUUCUCAAAGAAUCGAUAACGAGUAUUCGAAUGAAAAUAAAAAACUUGUAUUAUUUUGUUACUUGAAAAAGAAAGGAAUGUAAUUAUUUGUAAGAAAUUUAUGUAUGUUUGAUGUCUAGCAAUAAUAUUGUAUCGACUACUCAUUUGUAUACACCAUAUUAAGAAUAAAAAAUUAAAUGUG